AACUUAGUGAUAGACCCUAAGAAUGAGAUGUCCUACACCAUGUGGAAGGAUGUCCCUGUCCCCUUCUUCAUGUCUGUCUAUUUCUUCAAUGUCCUGAACCCUACCGAAGUCCUGGCUGGAGAGAAACCCAUGGUGGAGCAGAGAGGACCCUACGUAUACAGGUAGGACUUCACACCUGACAUCUUACCUCUAACCCUUAUCACUGACCUAUGGCGGAACAGAGGGCCCUUCACCCCUGACCUCUAAUCUCUUACCCUUAGGCCUGCUUGUUUCACAUGGUGGAUUAGAAAGCACCCCUAGUGCACGAUUUAGGGAAAAAGGUGCAACUUUAUAAGGAAUAUGGAACCAUUUUGGCUUUAGUGUCCUGGUGUUAGUAUGGGUAGUAGUGUAACCCAGUAUGUCUUUAGGACUGACAGCGGUGUAUACUUCGGUCCAUAGGCCUGGACCAGUGAUUCCGCUAGCCGGUAAUAACCGGCUUUUGUCCGAGUUAAUGCAUUAAGAAAAAUGUAUUAAUGAAAAGCCGGUAAAAUUAUGCAUUUUAGCAGAUUCAUUGAUUUGAAAUGAAUCAAUUUUUAUUUGUCACAUGCGCUGAAUACAACAUGUGUAGACCUUACCGUGAAAUGGUUACUUACAAGCCCUUAACCAACAAUGCAGUUCAAGAAAUAGAGUUAAGAAUUAAGAAAAUAUUUAAUAAAAAAAGUAACACAAACAAAUAACAAUAACGUGGCUAUAUACAGGGGGUACCGGUUAGUCAAGGUAAUUUGUACAUGUAGGUAGGUGUUGUGAUGAGUUUUCUGGUAUCAAGUAAUUCAGGAUGCAAGAGAAUAGUUAAACACUUAGAUGGAGAGUUGGUUCAAAGUAUUUAAUAUUGCGGUACUGGAUUCAGCAUAAAUUGCCCCGCGUUAUAUGAACUAAGUGUUCUCUGAACUAACUGAACAAAGGAAAUCUCUUAUAGCUUAUAUACUUGUUUGCAAGCUACUUCUAUCCAACAGUUGCCAACCAUUAUUGAGUGUCAAUCUUCACCACAUAUAGGAUCACCCUAAUGGUAUUGUGUUGCACUCUAGUCAGGAUAUUCCAUAACGUACUCAUAAGAUUAGCACCAGUGGCCCCCCAGCUAUCUUGGCCCGCAUACCUUCUGGCACCCACCAGUGACAGAAAGAAAUACAUGGAAUGUCCUCAUCCUCCAAAUCCUUAUGCAGCUCAUAAUAUCUAACAUGAACUAAUCCUUUAUAAAAUACGUAAUAUCAAUCCCCCAUUUUCCACAGAUAUAACAUUACUUAAACCAAACAAACAAAACCUACAAAUUUAAUUCCUAACCUCAUGACAUCAUCCCAGAAAAGACAUUGAUUCAUGACAAUUUGUAAGUUACAUGUAGACUACAAUAUAGGUAGAUGAAUAUAUCCCAAUAAAAAUAACUUCAAAUACAUUCUCAAUUUCUUCAUCCAGAGGAGCCCCAAGCUUUUCUCUGGCCACUUGGGGCGCUAUCUGAUCAACUGAGGUAGUCUUGUUUCCACAUUUCCAAUCCUGUAAACCUUAUAUCCACUGUUAUACAGUUCCAACAUCAAAUUCCCCACUCCCCAAUCAACAUUAUACAAUGGACUCUACACUUGAAUAUCAUGAUAUAGAUGAAGAAUUUUUACUUUCCCUCCUUGCAUUAAUAUUGACUGAUACAUCUCUAGCUGUAAUCACUAAUCCCAUCCUGUAUUUCUGUAAUAUUUCCCAUAGCUUUAGUUAAAUUCCCAAAACCUUCCUAUUCUGAUGGCAAGUAUGUACAACAUGCAUCUCCCCCUAUAAUCGCAUACAUUCCCCCUUUAUCUACUGUAAUAGCAUCCAAUGCUAUGCAAUUAUCAAUUGCAGAUUGUCCAAUGAGUGACAUUUCAUACCCAAUUGCUUGAAAACCCAUGAAUGUUAAUAGGUACCAUGUUCAACUCUGUUCAACCCUGACUCUGUUCCCAUAAUAUGCCUGAGGAGAGAUACAAAGGAUAACACUCUGGUUUCAGUUAGUGAUAAAUCAGUAUAGCCUUGGAUUAGUUAGGCUUGAGGAAAGGUCAGAUCAGAUGAAAAUAACAAACAUUCCUAUGUCACACCCCAUGAUGGGAACCAAUUAAGUUAUUGCAUAUCAACAUAGGGUUACAUCUAUCUUAGUGUUCACUGAUUAACUAUGUUGAUCUUAUAGUUCACUGAGUCUGAAUAAAUGUAACUAUAGUCUACUGAAAAAUCAUCAACAUAUACAAAUUAAUUAUUCAACCCAAAUUUAGAAUGACAAUGCUUAGUGAUUCACAUGGGCCUCAACUUGGCACAUAUCACCACUCUUAGAAUGUACACUUAUAUUACUUACAGUAUAACAAUCCAGAAUGCUACUAUUACUAUUCAAAAUGAAUUGCCCAUGACAAUGUCCCAACUUCAAUGUCUCAUCCGAGUCACCACCAUCUCUACACACAAUGUUGUAUUUGAACAGAUCUCUCUGCAUUCUCACUCAUCGUGGACUCCUGUCCCACUCCCGAGAAAAAAGGCAUGAGAGAAAAGCAGUUGAUAGCUUCUAUUGGCUGUUGUACACCGGUUGCAGGUAGAAGUGGUGCUGUACAGGAACGUCUUCAACGCCUCUGAUGUCCAUCUUCAGCCGAUAUUUAUUUAUUUAUUUAUUUAUUUUUUUUUUUUUUUUUUUUGUGUGAUUUUUUUUUGGAGUUUCACACCAAUCUAGGCCGAAUUAUCCCUGCUAUGCAUCAAUACACCAUCUGUAUUUACCGCAAGAGAAGACAGAACAUAACAGUUUAGUUGAGUUCAUUCCUAAUCCAAUAAAUCCAUAUAAGCAUUGACUAUAUGACAAAUUAUUAUGUUUUACUAAUUAUUCUUAAUACCAAUUUCUAAUAUACAGUGGGGGAAAAAAGUGUUUAGUCAGCCACCAAUUGUGCAAGUUCUCCCACUUAAAAAGAUGAGAGGCCUGUAAUUUUCAUCAUAGGUACACGUCAACUAUGACAGACAAAUUGAGGAAAAAAAAUCCAGAAAAUCACAUUGUAGGAUUUUUAAUGAAUUUAUUUGCAAAUUAUGGUGGAAAAUAAGUAUUUGGUCACCUACAAACAAGCAAGAUUUCUGGCUCUCACAGACCUGUAACUUCUUCUUUAAGAGGCUCCCCUGUCCUCCACUCGUUACCUGUAUUAAUGGCACCUGUUUGAACUUGUUAUCAGUAUAAAAGACACCUGUCCACAACCUCAAACAGUCACACUCCAAACUCCACUAUGGCCAAGACCAAAGAGCUGUCAACGGACACCAGAAACAAAAUUGUAGACCUGCACCAGGCUGGGAAGACUGAAUCUGCAAUAGGUAAGCAGCUUGGUUUGAAGAAAUCAACUGUGGGAGCAAUUAUUAGGAAAUGGAAGACAUACAAGACCACUGAUAAUCUCCCUCGAUCUGGGGCUCCACGCAAGAUCUCACCCCGUGGGGUCAAAAUGAUCACAAGAAUGGUGAGCAAAAAUCCCAGAACCACACAUGGGGGGACCUAGUGAAUGACCUGCAGAGAGCUGGGACCAAAGUAACAAAGCCUACCGUCAGUAACACACUACGCCGCCAGGGACUCAAAUCCUGCAGUGCCAGACGUGUCCCCCUGCUUAAGCCAGUACAUGUCCAGGCCCGUCUGAAGUUUGCUAGAGUGCAUUUGGAUGAUCCAGAAGAGGAUUGGGAGAAUGUCAUAUGGUCAGAUGAAACCAAAAUAGAACUUUUUGGUAAAAACUCAACUCGUCGUGUUUGGAGGACAAAGAAUUCUGAGUUGCAUCCAAAGAACACCAUACCUACUGUGAAGCAUGGGGGUGGAAACAUCAUGCUUUGGGGCUGUUUUUCUGCAAAGGGACCAGGACGACUGAUCCGUGUAAAGGAAAGAAUGAAUGGGGCCAUGUAUCGUGAGAUUUUGAGUGAAAACCUCCUUCCAUCACCAAGGGCAUUGAAGAUGAAACGUGGCUGGGUCUUUCAGCAUGACAAAGAUCCCAAACACACCGCCCGGGCAAUGAAGGAGUGGCUUCGUAAGAAGCAUUUCAAGGUCCUGGAGUGGCCUAGCCAGUCUCCAGAUCUCAACCCCAUAGAAAAUCUUUGGAGGGAGUUGAAAGUCUGUGUUGCCCAGCGACAGCCCCAAAACAUCACUGCUCUAGAGGAGAUCUGCAUGGAGGAAUGGGCCAAAAUACCAGCAACAGUGUGUGAAAACCUUGUGAAGACUUACAGAAAACGUUUGACCUGUGUCAUUGCCAACAAAGGGUAUAUAACAAAGUAUUGAGAAACUUUUGUUAUUGACCAAAUACUUAUUUUCCACCAUCAUUUGCAAAUAAAUUCAUUAAAAAUCCUACAAUGUGAUUUUCUGGAUUUUUUUUUCUCAUUUUGUCUGUCAUAGUUGACGUGUACCUAUGAUGAAAAUUACAGGCCUCUCUCAUCUUUUUAAGUGGGAGAACUUGCACAAUUGGUGGCUGACUAAAUACUUUUUUUCCCCACUGUAGCUGGCUCAUCAUUGCCCAUGAAAGGAAGUUAGGCUAGCGAGCAAGCAUUUUAGCCAGGACAACAACUAAAAGCAUAUAGCCUACUGUAUGACAGUCAUAGACUAUUUUGGCGACAUGCUAGAGAGGAGGAUGGCAUUGGGUGAGUCAACGUUUUUUUUUCUACUUGCGCACAAACACACACACACACACACACACACACACAUCAGUACCAUGGACAGCCACUUCAUAUUUAGCUUACAUUGAUUGGACUAAAUAGUUUUUGGUAUCUUUUCAUUGUCACUGUAUUAGACUAAGCAUAGGUGAUUUGAUGUUGAAAUGGUGCUGGAAUAGUGGAGGCAGCUCCUGUUUUCUUUGCGACUUGCGGUAACUCUCUGUGGUUCCAAAUCAAGUUGUUUUAUAGUCCGAAAAUGUCGGGAACUUGAUUGACCAUGCUGUAGGUCAUGUCAUUGUUUGUUACAUGCAAUAUUAUUUGUGUACAGAUGUUGCUCUACGGUUUUGUGAUGAAACAAAGGUGUGGUUGAAUUUAUUCUUCCACUGUGUCUUAUCGUCUCGGUCUUAGGCCUAUAUACACUAUAUAUACAAAAGUAUGUGGACAUCCCUUCAAAUUAGUGGAUUCGGCUGUUUCAGCCACACAUCCAUGCAAUCUCCAUAGACAAACAUUGGCAGUAGAAUGGCCUUACUGAAGAGCUCCGUGACUUUCAACGUGGCACUGUCAUAGGAUGCCAGCGUUCCAACAAGUCGGUUCAUCAAAUCUCUGGACUGGUGAAAAGCUUGCAGCCAUUGGACUCUGGAUAAGUGGAAACGAGUUCUCUGGAUUUAUGAAUCACGCUUCACCAUCAGGCAGUCCGACGGACAAAUCUGGGUUUGCCAGGAGAACACGACCUGCCCGAAUGCAUGGCGCCAUCUGUACAGUUUGGUGGAGGAGGAAUAAUGGUCUGAGGCUGUUUCAUGGUUUGGGCUAUGCUCCUUAGUUCCAGGGAAGGGAAAUCUUAACGCUACAGCAUACAAUGACAUUCUAGAUGAUUCUGUACUUCCAACUUUGUGGCAACAGUUUGGUGGAGCUUUGUGGAGCUUUGCUUCCCCAGUGAUAAAAAAACAAAUUUUUUAAAUAAAUAAAAUAAAAUGUUUACCCACACACCCCUACUGGCUGCAUACUAACAACAGGCAGGGGAAAUCACACAGGCACAAGGAAAUUGAAAAUGAUAGAAUGGCUCCGGCAGCUUUACUGUACAUUCUGCACAAAGUAGUUUUCUGAUCCAACAAAAGCCUCUGCAAUAUACAUAUGACCCAUGGAAAAACCAAAACAACUUACAGUAUCUUAGUCAGGAUGCAGUGUCUCGUCGAUGGAAUCAGGGCCUUGGUCUCUUACAAUAUGUGAUUACUGCAUGGUUAAAACAUUUAGCUGACUGCUCUGUGCCACGUAUCCGUCUCUAUAUCCAAGAUACGGGGAGCCCCUGGAGGGUUGUUUUUCUUGGCUGAACUAUUGACAUCAGUCGAGAUGGAAGAGGAAUAGUUGGAGGAAGGGAUGAGCAGAGGGGUAAAAUGGGUGAUGGCUGUGCCCCUUUUUAGGAGAGGGGGGACAUUGGUGCUCCUGACAUUGGGAGGAUUUUAGAAAUAGGUUUUUAGAAAUUAACACAUUUAUAAAAAAAUUAAAACAGAUUCAUUUUUUACAUAAUUAUUCAGACCAUUUGCUAUAAGACUCGAAAUUUGAGUUUCCAUUGAUCAUUCUUGAUGUUACUACAACUUGAUCGGAGUCCACCUGUGGUACAUUCAAUUGAUUGGACAUGAUUUGGAAAGGCACACACCUGUCUGUAUAUGGUCCCCCAGUUGACCGUGCAUAGGAGGACAAAUAGAUCGCAUUCUUCUCAUACUUUCACUCUAGGAGCGAGGGAUGAGGAACAGGGCACUCCAUCUUUUUUCUUAGUGAAAGGGUACGAUGGGGUAGACUCGAACCCUAUUCGAGGGUCUUUUCCCUCUCUCUCCUCCCUCUUGCUUUCUCUUACUGUCGCCUCCAGGUUAGUGUUUUUUGUCAUGAAUCGUGCUCUGGAGGCAGUUCUGCAGAAUGGUCACUAGCUGGCCAAUUUGGACUUUGCAGCUGGCCAAUCUAGGGGAAAUUGCUCAGUUCUGCCUCAAGGAUAGGACUCAUCCUAAUAGAAACCGAUUUUAUGGUCAAUCCAGCCUCUGUAUUGGCCGUACAGCAUUUACUGCAAUGUGGCCUCUGCAGAAGUCAGGGCAUUCAUACAUCUUGUGCUUCGCAGAGCUGUUGUCAAGGUAGUGAGUUUGUGUUUGUACAGGAAGUACCGCCCCUACCUACCGUCAACCAAUCAUGUCAAUACGGAGCUAUACGGAGCCAUCCGCAUUGAUACAAAAUAUGGGAGGCGCACAGCGAUGUGGUAUGGAGCUUGAUUUGGCCUCUGCAAGCCUCCGAAGGUGCCGCAUUUGCGUCACACCCUCCAUACGGAGCCUCCGGACUGCAUUGCCGGAUCAAGCAUAAAUCGUCUUUAAACGUCAACCUGCCUGUCUCUGUCUCUUAGCGUCUCUGUCACCCCUGAAUAUCGGACCCCUGUCCUUAUUGCUCUGGCCUCUUUCACCCUAUAACUUAACUAUCCACUGUCUCUCUGUUUUCAAACCGAUCUUCUUUCUCUUUACCUUUCCUCCCUUUCUCUUUAUUCUCUAACAACUUUUCUCCGUUCUCUCCUGUUUUUUGUCUCUGUAAGCUAAUAGGAGCCAGUCUCAGUGGAAUGCCCUCAGUGGUUAAUAAGCGGAACAGUUAUGACCUAGUACUGUUGUGCUGAUGGGAGGAAAGUCUGCUUUUUAGAUCUAAAGUGCUGUGAAAAAGUAUUUUCCCCCUUUCUAAUUUUCUCUACUUUUGCAUAUUUUUUAUACUGAAUGUUAUCAGAGCUUCAGCCAAACCCUAAUAUUAGAUAAAGGGAACCUGAGUGAACAACUAACGCAACAAUUGCAUACUUAUUUCAUAAAAGUUAAGCAACACCAAUGCCCCUGUGUGAAAAGUAAUUGCCCCCUUACACUCAAUAACUGGUUGUGCCAUCUUCAGUUGCAAUGAAUUCAAUCAAACACUUCCUGUAGUCAUUGAUCAGUCUCAUGUUGCUGUGGAGGAAUUUUGGCCCACUCUUCCAUGCAGAACUGCUUUAACUAAGCGACAUUUGUGUGUUUUCAAGCAUGAACUGCUCGUUUAAAGUCCUACCACAACAUCUCAAUUGGGAUUAGGUCUGGACUUUGACUAGGGCAUUCCAAAACUUCAAAUGUGUUGCUUUCUAACCAUUAUAGCAUAAUGGGACCCAUGUUGUUCAAAAUGUUAGACGUCUGUCCAUAGAACAUUCUUCCAAGAGUCUUGAUGAUCUUCCAGGUGCUUUCUGGCAAAUUUGAGUCAACUCUUUGGACGAGAUGGUUCCCAUCAAUGCUGCAUUCCACAGAAAGGACCUCAUACAAACGGUCAAGCUUGGUGGUAGUGUGAUGGUUUGGGAAUGCUUUGCUGCCUCAGGACCUGGACGACUUACCUUAGUAGAAGCAACCAUGAAUUCUGCUCUGAAUCGGAGGAUGUCAUGCCAUCCGUCUGUGAGCUGAAGCGCAGCUGGGUCAUGCAGCAAGACAAUGAUCCAAAACACGCAAUCAAGUCUACAUCAAAAUGGUUAAAAAGCAACACAUUUGAAGUUUUGGAAUGGCCUAGUCAAAGUCCAGACCUAAUCCCAAUUUAGAUGUUGUGGCAGGUCUUGAAACGAGCAGUUCAUUCUUGAAAACACACAAAUGUACAGUGGGGGAAAAAAGUAUUUAGUCAGCCAACAAUUGUGCCAGUUCUCCCACUUAAAAAGAUGAGAGAGGCCUGUAAUUUUCAUCAUAGGUACACGUCAACUAUGACAGACAAAAUGAGGAAAAAAAUUCCUGAAAAUCACAUUGUAGGAUUUUUAAUUAAUUAAUUUGCAAAUUAUGGUGGACAAUAAGUAUUUGGUCAAUAACAAAAGUUUCUCAAUACUUUGUUAUAUACCCUUUGUUGGCAAUGACACAGGUCAAACGUUUUCUGUAAGUCUUCACAAGGUUUUCACACACUGUUGCUGGUAUUUUGGCCCAUUCCUCCAUGCAGAUCUCCUCUAGAGCAGUGAUGUUUUGGGGCUGUCGCUGGGCAACACAGACUUUCAACUCCCUCCAAAGAUUUUCUAUGGGGUUGAGAUCUGGAGACUGGCUAGGCCACUCCAGGACCUUGAAAUGCUUCUUACGAAGCCACUCCUUCGUUGCCCGGGCGGUGUGUUUGGGAUCAUUGUCAUGCUGAAAGACCCAGCCACGUUUCAUCUUCAAUGCCCUUGCUGAUGGAAGGAGGUUUUCACUCAAAAUCUCACGAUACAUGGCCCCAUUCAUUCUUUCCUUUACACGGAUCAGUCGUCCUGGUCCCUUUGCAGAAAAACAGCCCCAAAGCAUGAUGUUUCCACCCCCAUGCUUCACAGUAGGUAUGGUGUUCUUUGGAUGCAACUCAGCAUUCUUUGUCCUCCAAAAAGGCGAGUUGAGUUUUUACCAAAAAGUUCUAUUUUGGUUUCAUCUGACCAUAUGACAUUCUCCCAAUCCUCUUCUGGAUCAUCCAAAUGCACUCUAGCAAACUUCAGACGGGCCUGGACAUGUACUGGCUUAAGCAGGGGGACAUGUCUUGCACUGCAGGAUUUGAGUCCCUGACGGCGUAGUGUGUUACUGAUGGUAGGCUUUGUUACUUUGGUCCCAGCUCUCUGCAGGUCAUUCACUAGGUCCCCCCGUGUGGUUCUGGGAUUUUUGCUCACCGUUCUUGUGAUCAUUUUGACCCCAUGGGAUGAGAUCUUGGGUGGAGCCCCAGAUCGAGGGAGAUUAUCAGUGGUCUUGUAUGUCUUCCAUUUCCUAAUAAUUGCUCUCACAGUUGAUUUCUUCAAACCAAGCUGCUUACCUAUUGCAGAUUCAGUCUUCCCAGCCUGGUGCAGGUCUACAAUUUUGUUUCUGGUGUCCUUUGACAGCUCUUUGGUCUUGGCCAUAGUGGAGUUUGGAGUGUGACUGUUUGAGGUUGUGGACAGGUGUCUUUUAUACUGAUAACAAGUUCAAACAGGUGCCAUUAAUACAGGUAACGAGUGGAGGACAGAGGAGCCUCUUAAAGAAGAAGUUACAGGUCUGUGAGAGCCAGAAAUCUUGCUUGUUUGUAGGUGACCAAAUACUUAUUUUCCACCACAAUUUGCAAAUAAAUUCAUUAAAAAUCCUACAAUGUGAUUUUCAGGAUUUUUUUCCUCAAUUUGUCUGUCAUAGUUGACGUGUACCUAUGAUGAAAAUUACAGGCCUCUCUCAUAUUUUGAAGUGGGAGAACCUGCACAAUUGGUGGCUGACUAAAUACUUUUUUGCCCCACUGUAAGUGGGCAAUUACUUUUUACUUUAAUUGGGUGUUGCGUAACUGCGUUAGUUAAAUAAAUAAAUAAAAUAAGAAUACUUUUUUGUUAUAAACUCCUUUUAUCUAAUUAUGUUUUGGUUGAAGAUCUGAUAACAUUCAGUUUCAAAAAUAUGCAAAAAUAGAGAAUCAAAGGGGGCAAAUACUUAUUCAAGGCACUGUACAUGUUAUAUUUUGAGUGUUGUCCUGUGAUGUAUGCCUAAGUCUAAGUUUGUUUUAGUUCUGGAGGUUUACUUUGGGGCAUAUGGUUUUCAGUAUUUGGAGUUCAACAUUCUGUGGCUCUGAGCCUCUACAUGUGGACCAUUGUGUAACAGUUAGGCCAGUUGGAGAAAAAAAUUGUCUCUGUGGGGGAGUGCAUAGUCAUGGUUUUUCUGCUCUCGAUCAGCAAGUAGGGAAAAAUUGACAGGCUUUACCCCUGCAAGUUCACUCUUCAUUCAGAUCUCCAGUCAACUUUCAUGUAUGAUUUAACAAUCAAUAAAGUAUUCAUAAAUGCCUUAUAAACCCCUUAUAAAUGACUUGUAAACCCCUUUAAAGUUGUAAAGUCUCUCUAUCCAUUUACAUCUACAGUCAGUUUGAGGUUGACCUGGGUUGUGUGGUUGUAUGUGUUUCAGGAAGCGUAUUCAGAAGCAGAACAUCACGUUCCAUCCAAACCACACAGUGUCGUAUCUUGAAUACAGGAGCUACUUCUUUGAGCCUAGCAUGUCAAUGGGCAAUGAGUCGGAUGUGGUCACCAUCCCCAACAUGCUUGUGUUGGUAAGACUGCACUGCUGAGUGCACACACACUCACUAACUUAUUAGAACUGGACUCUCCCUCACCUCUUCCUCUUUCCCCUCUGUCUCCCAGGGUGCGGCAGUGAUGAUGGAGAACUUGCCGUUCGCAUUGCGUCUGAUGAUCAGCACCACCUUUAAGACCUUUAAGGAGGGACCUUUCCUCACCAAGUCUGUAGAAGAGCUGAUGUGGGGCUACGACAGCAAGCUGGUGGACUUCCUCAAUAAAUGGCUCCCUGGGAUGCUACCCUCCACUGGCAAGUUUGGCCUCUUCGCUGAGGUGAGUGGGUGAGCAAGACGGUGGAGGAGAGGAGAGCAAGCCAUUUUAGACGGGAGGGAGGUGCGUGCAUGGGCAGUUUUCCUAUUAUGUAAUUCAUUGACAGACCUUGAAGAGCUAUUUAUAACCUGUUAGAAAUGAACAGUUGAUAAACUAGCCCAUGUUAGCCAGGUAGGUAAGUUAGCUGGUUAGCCUAUCUAAAUCUUGUAGUUAUAGUUGAAAUCGGAAGUUUACAUACACUUAGGUUGGAGUCAUUAAAACUUGUUUUUCAACCACUCCACAAAUUUCUUAUUAACAGACUUUAGUUUUGGCAAGUCGGUUAGGACGUCUACUUUGUGCAUGACACAAGUCAUUUUUCCAACAAUUGUUUACAGACAGAUUAUUUCACUUAUAAUUCACUAUCACAAUUCCAGUGGGUCAGAAGUUUACAUACACUAAGUUGACUGUGCCUUUAAACAGUUUGGAGAAUUCCAGAAAAUGAUGUCAUGGCUUUAGAAGCUUCUGAUAGGCUAAUUGACAUCAUUUGAGUCAAUUGGAGGUGUACCUGUGGAUGUAUUUCAAGGCCUACAUUCAAACUCAGUGCCUCUUUGCUUGACAUCAUUGGAGAAUCAAAAGAAAUCAGCCAAGACCUCAGAAAAGAAAUUGUAGACCUCCACAGGUCUGGUUCAUCCUUGGGAGCAAUUUCUAAACGCCUGAAGGUACCACGUUCAUCUGUACAAACAAUAGUAUGCAAAUAUAAACACCACGCAGCCGUCAUACCGCUCAGGAAGGAGACACGUUCUGUGUCCUAGAGAUGAACGUACUUUGAUGCGAAAAGUGUAAAUCAAUCCCAGAACAACAGCAAAGGACCUUGUGAAGAUGCUGGAGGAAACAGGUACAAAAGUAUCUAUAUCCACAGUAAAACAAGUCCAAUAUUGACAACCUGAAAGGCCGCUCAGCAAGGAAGAAGCCACUGCUCCAAAACCGCCAUAGAAAAGCCAGACUACGGUUUGCAACUGCACAUGGGGAUAAAGAUCGUACCUCUGGUCUGAUGAAACCGAAAUAGAACUGUUUGGCAAUAAUGACCAUUGUUGUUUGGAGGAAUAAGGGGGUCUCUUGCAAGCCGAAAAACACCAUCCCAACCGUGAAGCACGGGGGUGGCAGCAUCCUGCUGUGGGGGUGCUUUGCUGCAGGAGGGACUGGUGCACUUCACAAAAUAGAUUGCAUCAUGAGGAAGGAAAAUGAUGUGGAUAUAUUGACGCAACAUCUCAAGACAUCAGUCAGGAAGUUAAAGCUUGGUCGCAAAUGGGUCUUCCAAAUGGACAAUGACCCCAAGCAUACUUCCAAAGUUGUGGCAAAAUGGCUUAAGGACAACAAAGUCAAGGUAUUGGAGUGGCCAUCACAAAGCCCUGAUCUCAAUCCUAUAGAAAAUGUGUGGGCAGAACAGAAAAAGCGUGUGCGAGCAAGGAGGCCUACAAACCUGACUCAGUUACACCAGCUCUGUCAGGAGGAAUGGUCCAAAAUUCACCCAACUUAUUGUGAGAAGCUUGUGGAAGGCUACCCGAAACGUUUGACCCAAGUUAAACAAUUUUAAAGGCAAUGCUACCAAAUACUAAUUGAGUGUAUGUAAACUUCUGACCCACUGGGAAUGUGAUGAAAGAAAUAAAAGCUGAAAUCAUUAUUCUGACAUUUCACAUUCUUAAAAUAAAGUGGUGAUCCUAACUGACAUAAGACAGGGAAUUUCUACUAGGAUUAAAUGUCAGGAAUUGUGAAAAACUGAGUUUAAAUGGAUUUGGCUAAGGUGUAUGUAAACUUCUGACUUCAACUGUAUCAUGGCAAGAGUACGUGCCCAGGGGCCCCCAUUUUGAUUUUGUUGAGUCACUCAAUUAUCAUAUUGUUAUAAUAUGGGGGCUAGUUUAGGGUUGCCACAUAGAUGGACACUACAUGACCACUUCCACAUUCCAUUCCUAGGGGGCAGCAGCAACUGGGUCAGGUGCCCUGCUCGGAAGCAUUGAUAAGUACAUAGGUGCGGGGUGAUCGGCAAUCAGUGCGAGAGGUGGCCAGAAGCCUCUUUCCCUGCCAGUGGUCAUUUUGUGUUAAUGUUACCUCCUUUAGUUUGGGCACGCCUGUUUAAAAAUGUAUAUCGGCAUCAACUAAACAAACAAUAAUUGCUUGGGCAUACCGACCCAGGAGUCGAGACUGAGCUGGCCCUGGACCCAGGUAAGGUUGCUGUGUCCUGGGGCACACGUGCAUAAAACACUGUUCUCAUAUUCUGACUUCUCACCUAAUUGCACACAUUAAAUCCGGUUACAGACCACGUAGCUAUGCCUAGGACCCCUAGACAUAACGAGUGUAUUUAAACCGGUAGGCUGGCUAAUCGGUUACAUAACAAUAGGAACACCCAAGACAUGAGAAUUGCAUGAAAUUUGCUUUAACUGCAGAAUUCUCUCUCCGCCCAAUGGCAAAAUGUGUAGAAUUGCAGGAAAUGUGCUUUUAAAAAUGCAACGAGGGGUGGGAACUGUUUGAACAGUUUGGGAUCGCAUGGGUUGUGAGGUGGGGCUUUGUUACUACGGCAAUUAAUGACAAUAUCCAUCUGGACCUUUGCCACCUAGGAAAUGUGUGUGUCCGGACCGCAAAUAGUAUUUGCGUACCCCUGAUCUACAACCUGUUUAGGUUGGCUGUCUGGUUUUAGUGAAGGGUCAAAUGUCAAUCUGUGUCCGUUUCUUCCAUCAGUUCAACAACUCAAACACUGGUUUGUUCACCAUCCACACUGGGAAGGAUGACAUCAGGCUGAUUCACAAAGUGGACUCAUGGAAUGGCCUGACCAAGGUGAGAGGUCAGAGGUCACACAUCCAUGUGCCUUCACCUUUACAGAUUGGGCUGAGAGGGGCUGUUGGAAGAAGCAUAGAUGAGAAACUGAAUUGGGCCUCUUUUACAAGGACUCCAUGGAAAUCAAUGGCAACUGUUACAGAGUGGACUAUUCUGGCUAUAUACAUUAAUCAAAAGUUCUAAAAUGUGACUGUAGUGAAAUCCUGAAUCAACUCUUUCAAUUAUGUCCUGCUCUAGAAAGAGAGCUCAUUGUAUAAUGGAUGAUAACCCUCGGUCUCUCUCUCUCUAGUUGACCAAUUGGAAGACUCCUCAGUGUAACAUGAUCAACGGUACAGCAGGACAAAUGUGGCCUCCCUUCAUGACCAAAGAGUCUACACUGCCCUUCUACAGUCCUGACGCCUGCAGGUACAGACAGACAGACAGACAGACAGGCAGACAGGCAGACAGACAGACAGACAGGCAGGCAGACAGACAGACAGACAGACAGACAGACCCUCACUCUUUCUCUCUGUCUCUAAAGGUCUUUGGAGCUGGUGUACCAGCGUGAGGGGAUAAUGGAUGGGAUUCCUCUGUAUCGUUACGUGGCUCCUAAGACUAUGUUCGCUAAUGGCUCAGACUACGCUCCCAACGAGGGAUUCUGUCCCUGCAGACAGUCUGGCCUCCUCAAUGUCAGCAGCUGCAGAUCCAGUAAGUGCACGCACACACACACACGCGCGUGCACGCAGUCACACCCGGAGGCAUGCACAUGUUUUUUUUAGGGCUGCAGGUAGCCUAGCGGUUAGCGCAUUGGGCCAGUAACUGAAUAAUGGCUGGUUUGAAUACCCAAGCCGCCGAGGUGAAACAUGUCUGUGUCCUUGAGCAAGGCACUUACCCUAGUUUCCUCCAUGGGUGCACCCAUUUUCAUUUUUUUUUCACUGCACCCAUUUUAUUUUUUAAAACACAUGGACACAUCUCAGGGGUGACCGUCAUAUACCCUUUUAGUCAUGACCCAGAUACCUUGUCUGAAAAACAGACUGGUUGAGGGGGUAUGACAAGCACGCACACAGAGGAGCCAUGCCGCUGUGCACGCACACAGAGGAGCCAUGCCGCUGUGCACGCACACAGAGGAGCCAUGCCGCUGUGCACGCACACAGAGGAGCCAUGCCGCUGUGCACGCACACAGAGGAGCCAUGCCGCUGUGCACGCACACAGAGGAGCCAUGCCGCUGUGCACGCACACAGAGGAGCCAUGCCGCUGUGCACGCACACAGAGGAGCCAUGCCGCUGUGCACGCACACAGAGGAGCCAUGCCGCUGUGCACGCACACAGAGGAGCCAUGCCGCUGUGCACGCACACAGAGGAGCCAUGCCGCUGUGCACGCACACAGAGGAGCCAUGCCGCUGUGCACGCACACAGAGGAGCCAUGCCGCUGUGUACGCACACAGAGGAGCCUGUGUAAACAGAUGGAGAAACACUUAGGCAUGAGACAACAUACCAUGAUUCACUUAUGUUCCUAAUCUAGCACCCCAUAGAACAUGCCUCUCAAGAUAACAUCCUGUAUGCACUUGGGGCUGAAUUGUAUCUUGAGAAAUGCCCACAUACUGUAUAAAAGUUUUGUAUAAAUCAUGCAUUGAUGUCAAGGGGAGAUUUGAACAAAGUUCAUAGUCAGGAUUCAACCGCUUGUCUCACAAAUACUUCUUACAUAGGAUAUUUAUGAUAAUGAUGAUUGUGAUGUUGUAUUAACAUUGUGUUCUAGACUCCCCCGUGUUCAUCUCCCACCCCCACUUCUACAAUGCUGACCCUGUCCUGCUGGACUUCGUACAGGGACUUCAGCCUACUGAGGGCGAACAUGGACUCUUCAUAGACAUCCACCCUGUGAGUAACAGACAGACACACACACAGCUAGCUAGAUAA
Coregonus sp. 'balchen' is the source of this 15630-nucleotide messenger RNA. The record is from the annotation of a GenBank genome assembly. NCBI's taxonomy places the organism in Eukaryota, Metazoa, Chordata, Actinopteri, Salmoniformes, Salmonidae.